Messenger RNA from Cannabis sativa, 1287 nucleotides. Its product is annotated as dof zinc finger protein DOF1.2-like. Bases 346 to 1230 code for a protein of 294 amino acids. The record is from RefSeq and is a predicted model, not a curated record. The transcript has a single exon. Lineage: Eukaryota; Viridiplantae; Streptophyta; Magnoliopsida; Rosales; Cannabaceae. Gene Ontology annotation, molecular function: DNA binding; DNA-binding transcription factor activity. Gene Ontology annotation, biological process: regulation of DNA-templated transcription.
UUUAUGUGUCUAGCACCACCUAUAAUGAUCAUUUUACAUCUAUUAAUUAGUUAAUAAUAUUUAAUAAUAAUUAUUAAAUUAAAUUACAGAGAAUUCUACACUUAUUAAUUACAAACUAUUGAAAGAUAAGGUGUCAGCAUUUCUCAUAUAUUUACUCUCUCUCUCCUGUUCUCUCUCUUACCCUCUUUCUUGGACUAAACGACUCCCCAACCGACCAUUCCCUUAUCAAAUAUCCCCUCAUCACUUCAUAACCCCAUUGCUCAAAUAAUACAAAUACAAAUCUCUUCUCAACUCUCUCUCUCACACACACAUAAACAAACAGUAAUUAUACUAAUCAAUAUCAACAUGAUGUUCACCAUUGCUGAUAUGGAUCAAAAUAACCAGAUGUUUCAUCAAUUCCCCACCACACUAACCGAUGAAAUUGACAAAAGAUGGAAACCCAGUAUCGAAAUCGCUCCCAAUUGCCCUCGAUGUGCUUCUUCCAACACCAAAUUCUGCUACUACAACAACUACAGUCUCUCUCAGCCUCGUUACUUCUGUAAAGGUUGCCGACGUUACUGGACCAAAGGAGGCUCCUUAAGAAACGUCCCCGUCGGCGGAGGUUACCGGAAAAACCGUCGCUCUAAGUCCUCUAAUAAGAUUAAUCACGGAAGGAAGAGUAAUAAUUAUUCUCCAGACUCCACUGAGCUCUCCGAAAGCUCUAAUGGCGACUCGAGUUCGGGUUCGGGUUCGGAUAUCGACUUGGCAGCUGUAUUUGCUAACUUCUUGAACCAAAAUCCGGAGUCCAGUUCUAAUAAAGCAGCAGCAGCAGCAGUUGAUUCAAGCAUUUCAUCAAACAAUUGUAACCCACGAAAAGAGGGAUCAUCACCAUCAAUCAUCACUGACCAAACGCUGCAGAUUCAACAGUGCCUUGUUCUUGAAGAAACCGAACUAGUCGAAGAAUUACUAUUAGAUCCGGAAUGUAAUCAAUUCGGGUUUCAAAAUUUGGUUGGGAAUGAUGAAGAUGUUCAAGUUAAUGGAGAGGAUAUUUUUUGGUCGAAUUCUACGGCGGCGGUUGCGGCGGCGGUUGCGGCGGCGGAGACCAUGCCAAGCUAUAAUAAUAAUAAUAAUAAUAAUAAUAAUAAUAAUAAUAAUAUUCAAGAGCUGGAAAGUUUUCCAUCAACAAAUCUAGUAAAUGAUAUAUGGAAUUCCUUCGAUUUUUCCGGGUUUGAGAUUUUCUCAAGAUCCUAAUUAUAUAUAUUAAAUGGCAUCAUGAUUAUUUAUUCAUCUGAUUUGCCUAUAUAUUCU